AUCAACUGAAACCCUAAUCAUAUAAGAUAGUUUUUUUUGCCAUAUACAAUCCUUUUCUUUGAGAGUUGGUGCUGCUGGGGAAAGCUUUCACUGUAUAACUGCUCCGAAAGAAAAGGGAAAAAAAAGAAGAGAAAGAUUCUUGCUUAACCAUGGCGGACAAGGCAGUGACUAUUAGGACCAGGAAGUUCAUGACCAACAGGCUACUUUCCAGGAAACAAUUUAUCAUUGAUGUUUUGCAUCCUGGGAGGCCCAAUGUUUCCAAGGCUGAACUAAAGGAGAAGCUUGCUAGAAUGUACGAGGUUAAGGACCCCAAUUCAAUUUUUGUGUUCAAGUUCAGAACCCAUUUUGGAGGUGGUAAAUCUACCGGAUUUGGUUUGAUAUAUGAUUCUGUUGAGAAUGCAAAGAAGUACGAGCCCAAGUAUAGGCUAAUCAGGAACGGACUCGAUUCCAAGGUAGAGAAAUCGAGAAAGCAAAUGAAGGAAAGGAAGAACCGGGCUAAGAAGAUCCGAGGAGUAAAAAAGACCAAGGCCAGUGAAGCAGCAAAGAAGAAGUGAGAUAAAAGGAUUUGAAAAAGAAGAGGUGAAGCUGAUGCUGUAACUUAGAGACAAUGUUUUCCAACACGAGUGUCCAGGUGUUCUUCAAUCUGUUUUGUUUUUGAAAAAAAAAAAAAAAAACUGGAUUUUGGUGUCAUCUGAUGUUUAAUAUUAUUUAUGCAGCAGAUUUUGAUAUAUUUAGUGAGUGUAAUACUUUGUUAUUUCCAUUGAAGUUCCCUUCCUUUAUUUUGCCA
Molecule: messenger RNA, 787 nt
Organism: Gossypium raimondii (Peruvian cotton)
Lineage: Eukaryota; Viridiplantae; Streptophyta; Magnoliopsida; Malvales; Malvaceae
Product: 40S ribosomal protein S24-1
Exons: 5
Coding region: 150-554 (134 amino acids)
Biological process (GO): translation
Cellular component (GO): ribosome
Molecular function (GO): structural constituent of ribosome
Source: RefSeq, a predicted model, not a curated record